CCAUUCACUCGGAGUUCUCACUCUAUGAUUGCCAAAUCAAAGUCUAAUACUUGAAGAGUUGCAGAUAAAAAUGAGUUAGGAAUAAUAUAUAAAAGUAUGUGUCUUAGAAGUUUCUUCUUACAGGUUGAUAAAUAAUCUUUUCUUUCUUUUUAAGGUUUUGUUAGACCAACAACAUAACUCAGGGGCUGACUGGUGGUCCUUUGGUGUCAUCCUGUAUGAAAUGGCUACUGGUUAUUUACCAUUUAAUCAGGAUACAAUCAAUGGGCAGCCGGAGUAUCCCAAAUGUCUUGGGGCUGAAUUGUGUGACCUCAUACAACAGCUCUUGAGGAAGAAUGCCAACGAACGGCUUGGGGUGUACGCCAAAGUCCGGGACCACCCAUUUUAUUCAUCAACUAAUUGGGUGGAAGUGGAAAAAAGAGCACUGGUGCCCCCUGUAAAACCACUAAUUAGAUCAGUUAAGGGGCUCAGUAAGAAUGACAACCCGUUCACCGAAGACAACGCUGGUGUGAUCCGCAUACUGAAGAACUUUGACUAUGUGGAUCCAAGCUGGCAGGAAUAAUACAUCUUUGUACCAGCACAGAGGUUCAUCCCAUCCAAAUGCCCCUCAAACAGUUCUGCAGACAUUCCACCAGCAGAAGAGCUAACAUCUGCCUCAUUCGCCUGCCUCCCUGUUUCAUCCUGUAUCAUCGGGUAAAGUAUAACAUACUCCUUCUACCGAGGUGAGCAGGUACGAUUUAUUGCCAUUUUACUCUGUGAAACUGAUCCCACUGCUGGUUUCAUUCUUAUAGGUUAAGCUGCCGCCCGAAGGAAGAUCUCGCACAUAUACCAUCUGAUGUGUGAGAUACAGGUUUGUAGUACUGCAGCCAACA
Molecule: messenger RNA, 869 nt
Organism: Xenopus tropicalis (tropical clawed frog)
Lineage: Eukaryota; Metazoa; Chordata; Amphibia; Anura; Pipidae
Product: protein kinase C delta type-like
Exons: 4
Coding region: 221-559 (112 amino acids)
Molecular function (GO): ATP binding; protein serine/threonine kinase activity
Source: RefSeq, a predicted model, not a curated record